This is a messenger RNA of Drosophila grimshawi, 2599 nucleotides long. RefSeq names its product serine/threonine-protein phosphatase 4 regulatory subunit 2 (gene PPP4R2r). NCBI's taxonomy places the organism in Eukaryota, Metazoa, Arthropoda, Insecta, Diptera, Drosophilidae. The coding region runs from base 135 to 2309 and encodes 724 amino acids. Gene Ontology annotation, cellular component: nucleus; protein phosphatase 4 complex; cytoplasm. The transcript has 4 exons. Gene Ontology annotation, molecular function: protein phosphatase regulator activity. Gene Ontology annotation, biological process: protein dephosphorylation. The record is from RefSeq and is a predicted model, not a curated record.
GCGGUGCAAAAUAAAUAAAUAAUUUAAGUAAGAGUAUAAGUAUAUAGUGGUCGAGUGAUCCAGCAGCAAGUUAAGCAGCAAUUCUUUUUGCAGAGUUUUUUGUGACGCUAAAACCGCCUGAGAAGCAAGCUUAAAUGGUGACCAUGGAGAAUAGCGAGGAGAUAUUGCAAAUUCUGGAGCGUUUCACACAGCUCAAGCAGAAGGAGAUACCCAAGGAGCUGGAGGACUAUCUGCAAUAUGUGGCCAAAACGGGGGAGACCAUCUUCAAGUGGUCGAGCCUCAAGUAUCUGUUCCGCGAGAAGUUGCUCAACGUGAUCAAGCACUUCAACGAGGAUUCGCAGCGUCUCGAGGAGAUACCCAAUUAUCCGAAUGUGGAUCCGUUCAAUUAUGAGACCAUGAAGUCCUCGCUGCUGGAGCGUCUCGAUCUAUUCAAUGCGGCUCCAUUUACCGUGCAGCGCCUGUGCGAGCUCCUCAUCGAUCCUCGCAAGCAAUAUUCUCGCAUCGAUAAGUAUAUGCGAGCCCUCGAGAAGAACAUACUUGUGGUCAGCACCAUCGAUCCGGGACGCAGGCGCACGGAGAGCGAAAACGGCGACUCGCUGGACUCUGUUGGCAAUGGGGAUCUCUCGCUGGAGGUCAACAUUGACAUCGAAAUGGAGAACGAGAACAUGUUUAACAAUGGUGACGAGCGCAACGGCAAUGGCAAUGGCAAUGGCAACGAGGAGUCCACCAGCGGCUCCCUUAAAGCCAGCUGCCCACGCUCCGAUGGUGGCGAACUCGAACCCAAGGCCAAGAAGGCCAAGUUUAAUUAUGAUGAGAAUGAGCAGGACGAGCAGGAUGAACGGGAUGAGCGAGAUGAGCGUGAUGAUGUCGAUGGGGACGAAGAUGCCAUUGAGGGCAAGCCUGAAUCAGCCAAAGCAGAGGCCGAGGCUCCCGAUGCUGCGGACGUGGAAGAUGACCCAGAUGCUGCAGUUAAGGCAAUUGAACGUAAGACUAAGGAGACAGAUGCCGCUCGGGAGGCACCCGAAAUAGAGGAGCCCGACGAGGACGACGAGGAGGAGCCGAAGAGCAAGAAGGCAUCUAAUGACGACAAGGAGCUUAAGGAACUGAAGAAGACACCAGAGUCAGCCGCAGACAUUCCAGCAAAGGCCGAGUCUGUUGAGGCGGAUAGCGGCGAUGUGAAGACGAAGACCGUCGAUGCUGGCAAAGAAGCCGCCGAUGAUACUAAGGCCAAGGCUCCGUUAAACGAUGCCGAUGACCAAGUCCAAGCCGAGGAGUCGUCGAAAAUCGUGGAGAAGCAGCAGCUGGAGAGCAAAAAAACUGCAGAAAAGCCGGCAGAGGAAGUGGAGCCAGAUAAGAAGUGCGAUAAAAUCGCAGCUAAUCUCGAAACCGAAGCUGCUGUGACAGCUGUAGCUGUUGCAGCUGCUGCCGCUGAUGCUGAUGGAAACGAGAAGAAUGAGCCAAAAGCUGACAAGUCCAAGGAGGAGCCAUCUGUGAAGCCAGAGGAAAAGACAGAAAAAGCAACGCCAGCGUCGCCAGAGAGAUCCGCUGCUGCCGCUACUGGUGCUGCUGAUGCUGCUAAUGCUGCUGUAGAGAAAGCUAGUGUCGAAAAAGAUGACGAUGAGCAGCAGGCUGAGGCGCCUGCUGCUGAGGCUGAGGCCAAGACUGAGCAACAGUUGGAGCCAAAAUCGAAGGCAGCCAAUGAUGAGAGCAACACUGAAAAGACUGAAACUGAGGCAGUAGAAGCUACUGCUGCUGCUGCUGCUACAGCUGCUGCUGCUGCCGCUGGUGGUGAUCCGGCUUUUAAAGCCAAGUCGCCAGCUAAGGAUGAAAUUAAGGAGGAAUCGACAAAGACUGUUUCAGCUGCUGAUAAAACUACUGCUGCUCCAACUCCUGCAUCAGUUGCAGCAGAUGCUGCCGCUGCUGAUGCUGCCAAAGCUGUCUCCGUUCCCAUUGAGACCGAUGAGCUUGCCACGUCGCAGCCGCCUACUACUGCUGAUGCUGCAGCUGCUGCUGUUGUUGAUGCGUCUGCUGCAGAAGCACCGACCUCAGAUGAUGCGGCCACGUUUGCAGAUGGUGCUGCUGUCACCACUCCCACAUUGACACUGAACGAUCAGCCCAUGGAGGAUACACCAGCCGAGGAGGAGGAGAACGUUGCGGCCGUUUCACCCACCGCAGCCGUCGAGGAAGUGGUCAUGGCUGAGAGCGGCGCUGCCGGCGCUGGCGGCGAUAUGGCCACCGAUGAGCUGGCCAAGGAUGAGCCAGCCGCUAUGGAGGUGGACGAUACCAGCCAGGAGGUAAUGGAUCAAUAGACCACUACCAGUGGACGCCAAUUCAAAGCAACUAAUAUUAAUACUUUCAACUACUACUCCGAAAAAUAAUAGUAUAAGAUAAUACACCCUAUGCCCCCUUCCUCUUCCUCUUCCUCUUCCCCUUCUCCCCGCACACACACACACACACAGAAGAGCAUACAGAAGCACAUCCAUUCUCCAGACACAACAUACCAUUACCAAUCCCAAUUAUCCUGAGAUAAUAUAACGUAUAACUUCAUUAAUUAGGGUAUUACCGUUAGGCCAUAGCUGAUAUGAUAUGAAAUCAGACA